Molecule: messenger RNA, 403 nt
Organism: Toxorhynchites rutilus septentrionalis
Lineage: Eukaryota; Metazoa; Arthropoda; Insecta; Diptera; Culicidae
Product: protein C10-like
Exons: 2
Coding region: 1-333 (110 amino acids)
Biological process (GO): post-embryonic development
Source: RefSeq, a predicted model, not a curated record
AUGCUAAUCGAUGUACUCAAAACAGCCAACCUACCGGACAAUGCGAAAAAAGACGGACGUAGUCCUACGUCAAAACUCUCAGAGGCCAAAGCGAACUCAGGCAAGGAAAUGAUCAAGAUGAUGCAGUAUGUGUUUCCACUAGUGAUGCAGCUUCAGAUUACCGUGAUCAAGGAAUACGGUUUCCCGGCCAAUCGGGAAGGACUAGUGCAGUUCGAGCAGAUAAUCCAGGAGUUUGAGCGCGAGGAUGUGGACAUCGCUCGGCUUCGGUCACAGGUCAGGUCAAUCUAUCUCCAGCCGAUCAACAUUAAUAGUACAAACGACGUGCUGAUUUAAUUUGACUGUAUUUUAAUAAUACGUAAACUAUUUUGCCAAGGACUUUGACUCAUUAUAUUUAUUCCGAUAA